UGCUCAUCCGUGCCACGUGCCAGUGCCCAUCAGUGCCAUGUGCCAGUGCCCAUCAGUGCCACCCAUCAGUGCCAGUCAGUUCCACCUAUCAAUGCCAAUCAGUGCCACCUGUCAGUGCUGCCAAUCAGUGCCACCUAUCAGUGCCAGUCAGUGUUGCCUAUCAGUGCGCAUAAGUGACAGUCAGUGCCACCUAUCAGUGCCAGUCAGUGCCGCCUAACAGUGCCAGUCAGUGCCGCCUAACAGUGCCAGUCAGUGCUGCCUAUCAGUGCCGCCUAUCAGUG
Molecule: messenger RNA, 281 nt
Organism: Staurois parvus
Lineage: Eukaryota; Metazoa; Chordata; Amphibia; Anura; Ranidae
Source: the annotation of a GenBank genome assembly